CAGACAUUUACAAGGACUCGGAAUAGCGGUUCUGAACAUGGCACUUCCCUCACCAUGAUUUUACCCUCAUGAUCCUGUGGACCAAGUUUCUUCUGUCGUCCAAGGAAAGAUUCAUCAACGGCUCAAACACCGGCAUUUUCGACUGAUGAAAAAUGUGCCACAAGACUACCUACCCUAGACUACGCGAUCCUCUCUGACGCCCACUGGUUCUUCUGAAAGAUGUACCUAUUCCAGGGCAAAAACAUGACUGGAUGUGUUUUUUUGCAACGAACCAAAUAUCACAGAUUGUGGACUCGAAUCUGCUGUCCGAUUGUCAUUCAGAUUGGCACUCGAGCCGGAUCAUCGGAUGCAAUGAAUGCAAGGGAAUGGUGACUUUUCUAUGGACGUUUUCACCGGCCCAUUUCGAAAACGGGACUUGGGACAAUGGAGGAAAUUGCAACAGGACUUGGCUAGUCCUUAGGGAAAUCCAAACGGAUCAGAGUUACAAGAAAAACAGGAUUACAAGGAUACGACUUAAAAGCCCUCCUAAAGUCUACUACACAUGGAAGUGCAACACAAGCAAAUACAGUGACAAAUUCAAGCCGAAAAAACAUCUCCGAAUCCUAAGAAUCACUACUCCACUUGAACUAAGGAGAAUUCAAGUGGAGGAAAUCGAAAGGCCGAAAAAGAUUGGGGAGAAAAGUGGGAUAAACUUACAAUCUUUGGAUGUUACUAGGGCUAUGUUGUUGAGGCCAGAUGGGCACCCCGGAUCUUACUGGGUUAACAAAUGGAUGAAGGGCUAUGAUGAUUGUGUCCACUGGUGCUUGCCUGGGCCCAUUGAUGCUUGGAAUGAUCUUUUGUUGGAAAUGCUCGGGAGGGAAGAUGGCUUGUCUCUUGGUUAAGGGUCAUUCUCUAAUUUUAUACUUCCAUUCUUGCACAUAUUACUGAACUGAUCUACAGAAUUUGAUAGUGAGACAUAUUCUUAUCAAAUACUAAGAUAUAUUUCUUUUUGCUGGACAUAGAAUAAUGUAUUUCAAGAUGGGAACUUGGGAAGGAAUGUUGCCCUAGAAGUGCCUUCCAGUGAUACACUGAUGUUUGUUUGACAUUGUCCUGAGAUUUUUGAACUAUACUGUAAUCCCAGAGUUACUACAUAGAUAAUAGGGUUUCUUACAGAGGCUGAGGGUCGAGGCAAGAGAUACGCCUUUUAGUUACACCACUGCUGUUUAUUUGAGAUAUACUGUACAUUACAUUCCUCCCAGAGUACUGUAUAUCGAUUGUAUUUUCGAGCAAGAUUUAUGUAACAGACAGAAGAAGAGGAAAAAAGAGAGGCUAUGAGAGAACCGAGCAUUGUAACGCUUAAUGGCUUAUA
Molecule: messenger RNA, 1348 nt
Organism: Rhododendron vialii
Lineage: Eukaryota; Viridiplantae; Streptophyta; Magnoliopsida; Ericales; Ericaceae
Product: xyloglucan O-acetyltransferase 4-like
Exons: 3
Coding region: 252-881 (209 amino acids)
Cellular component (GO): Golgi apparatus
Molecular function (GO): O-acetyltransferase activity
Source: RefSeq, a predicted model, not a curated record